Messenger RNA from Pimephales promelas (fathead minnow), 1049 nucleotides. RefSeq lists its product as uncharacterized. Gene Ontology annotation, cellular component: membrane. The record is from RefSeq and is a predicted model, not a curated record. Lineage: Eukaryota; Metazoa; Chordata; Actinopteri; Cypriniformes; Leuciscidae.
AACUCCGCCUUAAAAACCCCAACAGAGUCGUGCCAUUUUUAUUCUGGACUGAGACUCGCAUAGACGUGCCAUUAAAGCAAGGAGGAUCAGCUAUUGUUACCUGUGGAAAGCAUGUCACUGACAGUGUCUCAGGGAGAGGGUUUGACGGUCAUCACCGUCUCCUCAAACCCAAAGAGCAAAUGGCCCGUACUGUGUCAGAUCCUGAGACUUCUGUGCUGCAGUCCAGUGUGUUCUGUAUCUCAGAAUAUGAAAGGAAUGCUGACAAACAUUCACACAGCUCUUGGGAUUGUGCAGAUGAUAGUUGGUGUCCUUAAUAUUGUGGUGGGGAUCAUAUUUGUGUGCGUUGGCUUAUACUGGAACAUGGCAAUAAUGGCCAUGGGACCCUUUUGGCUCGGCAGUAUGUUCUUUGUAGGUGGAAUCGUGUGUAUUCUUGCAGGCAAGUUUCCCUCCUCUUGUCUGCUGGUCAUCGGAAUGAUUCUGAAUAUAGUCUGUGCUGCACUGGCUAUCACAGGUGUUGCGCUGUAUUCAGUGGACUUUACGAAUAAUCAUGCUGGAUACUACUAUGAGUCUUCUUGUCCCGAACUCUACAAUUCUUAUUCAGACUAUUCUGGCUAUAGUAGUUAUGAGCGUUACCGAACGCCUACCCCUGAAGAGAGAAGUAGAACAGAGACCUGUCUGUACUACAAGAAUCUCAUUGAGAUGGCCUUCAGAGGAGUGGAUAUCAUGAUGAUAGUGUUGUCAGUCCUUCAACUCUGUGUGAACAUCAGUUUCUGUGUUUUGACUGGGAAAGCUUUGCGCAAGAAGGAUGAAGAUGCAAAGUCGGUGGAGGAUCCAGAACUUCACAAGCCGCUCCUGGAAGACGUCACUGUUGCUCCUGCAUGUUAAAAAGAAUAACACACAUGCAACAAACAGUUAUUAAUAUGAUUAUUUUUUGUUGUUGUAAUGGAAUGGCAUUAGAUGUCUCAAUAUUGUAGUGAAAUGAUUUAAAAACAGAUUCUGUACUAUCUGCAACACUACUCAUUAAAUUACAUGUUUAGUUAGACUUAUAU